Dermacentor albipictus is the source of this 2911-nucleotide messenger RNA. Its product is annotated as protein GPR107. Gene Ontology annotation, biological process: transport. Gene Ontology annotation, cellular component: membrane; Golgi apparatus. The record is from RefSeq and is a predicted model, not a curated record. Lineage: Eukaryota; Metazoa; Arthropoda; Arachnida; Ixodida; Ixodidae.
CACCUUCUCAAAUGUGGCAGAAAUCUUGCGAUCGCCUGGCAACCUGUGGGACCAGGUGCCAAGAUGGCUCGCCGCAAUUUGCUGCGAACAACGCUCGUGUUUUUUCUUAUCGGUUUGCUCCCCGCCGGCGAUGCCAGGAAUCACCGAUUGUCGCUCAAGGGCGAGCAACGGAGGUACUUCAGUGUCACCACAUUUGGCUUCCUGGUUGGAGGGGAGCUCAACAUUGAGGUUGAAGCAUUGUCCUUUGCACCAAACACCAAUAGGGUGGGCUUCAGCUUGACGAGGACGCCUACCGACAGUGUCAACCCAUAUCCUGAAUUGCGAACUUCCGGAAGUACGACUACCGUCUGCAAACCCACAGCUGUGCCCACCCAUGAUGGUCGUAUUGAAGGUUGCCCACUGGAUGAAGUCAAGGAGGACAUGUACGUGCUCACACUUGCCUUGGAUACAUCUGGAAACAGGGAACGCCUGAUCCUGCGCUGCAACCGCAACUUCAGUGACCUACCCGUGAGUCACAAGGAGAACUGGCACCCUCAGCCACGCACCGUGCGGCAGACAAGUGCCGUGCAGCAGCUGUUUCGUGCACGCCGGGAUGCCGAGGCUGACGGGCUGCAGACGGUGCCAGGAACACCAUCCUCAUCACCCAAAGCUGCCCACCCAACCACUGCUCCCGUUGCAACCACAACUACCCUGUCUGAGCCCACAAAAAAAGUGUCUACUGCGCCGCCCUCACAGCAAACAGCUGUGAGCCGCUGUGCUAGUGCCAACUUGCCUGUGCACAAGGACAUAGUGGAUGGUGUGGCCACCUACAGCUUCCAAUUUGGGGUGAGCAUUGACAAGGAUGCUCAUGAGGGUCUCUACAGCCUGUACUUCCACAACUGCCUGGUUGGCUCACUGGGAUUCCUCAAUAAUUCAGCAAAUCUCUCGGUGUCCAUCUCGGAGCAGAAUGAUGGCAGCUUCCUGUCAGCUGGGGAGAUCCCACUGCCACAGGUCUACUUCCUCAUGGCUGUCGUGUUCUUUGCUGUUGGUUGCUACUGGAUCUACCUGCUCCGCCAGAGGAGGCAAGAAGCCUACAAGAUCCACUUUCUAAUGGGUCUCCUUGUCUUCGUCAAGUCAUGCUCCCUGCUACUGCAUGGGAUAAACUACCACUUCAUCUCAAAGGAUGGCUCACCUAUUGAAGCCUGGGCUGUGCUCUUCUAUAUCACCCACCUGCUGAAGGGAGCCCUCCUGUUCAUCACCAUUGUGCUGAUUGGCACGGGCUGGGCCUUCAUCAAGCACAUUCUCAGUGACAAAGACAAGAAGAUCUUCAUGAUUGUCAUCCCGCUCCAGCUGCUGGCCAACGUAGCCCAGAUUAUCAUGGAGGAGAGCGAGGAGGGCGAAUCCCAGCACACCACAUGGCGAGAGGUGUUCAUCCUUGUGGACCUGCUCUGCUGCGGAGCCAUUCUCUUCCCUGUCGUCUGGUCCAUUAGGCAUUUGCAGGAAGCAUCACAAACAGAUGGCAAGGCAGCUAUCAACCUGGAGAAACUCAAGCUGUUCCGGCACUUCUAUGUCAUGAUUGUGUGCUACAUCUACUUCACCAGGAUAAUUGUGUUUCUGCUGAAGAUCACGGUGCCCUUCCGGUACGAGUGGCUGGAUGAGCUGUUCCGUGAAGGGGCCACACUCAUCUUCUUUGUGCUGACGGGCUACAAGUUCCGGCCCACACAGUCCAACCCCUACUUCCGCCUCUCCCAAGAUGAUGAGGAGGAAAUGGAGGAAGUGCUGACUCAAACUGGGCUGACGGAGAAUGUGUCCAAGACGCUGCGUAACCGGGACAUUCACGAUGACAAGGGCACAACGGCCACCAAACGCGAGAGCAGCCACGAGUAUGACUGAGAAGGGGCAAGAGAGGGAGUUCCCAUCCUCAAGCAAGAAAACAUGCGAGUGUGCGUUUGGCCACUAAUCAUGCAUGCGCGCCAGACCAGCCAGUACCGAUACAAAUCUUUGCUUUCCCACUGACUGCAUUCUGAGUUUCACUCUUUGUGAAGCAGUUGUUUCCAUUCCUCUGCUUUCUCUCUCUCUGUCAUGUUUCUUUGAAACAUCACAUGUCAUGGCACUUUUUCUUUUUGCAUUCACAUGUGUAGUUGUCAGGUCUGUGUUGCUCGCUAGUUGUGUCACUUUCAUCAUGCCUAAUUCUUCACAGUCAUUAUCAGCUUAGUGUUAUGAGCAGAAGAGCCUAGCAAGCGCACAUGCAUGUGGGGGACUCAGGCAUGUGAGGCACACUUUGCCUUGUAAUUUUUGGGGGCCUUUAUUAUUAUUAUGAAUAUUAAUAUUAUAAUUACUAUUAUUAUUAUUGUUAUUAUUAUUGUACCUACGCGUUGUGUGCUAGGAAUGCACGUUAGAUGUUAUGCUCGGAUGCACUUUGCCGUAUCUUUCAAUAAACUGUUCUGUUAUUUUUCUUUUUUCUUUGCAGUUGUAUCCUGAGAUGAUGUUGCUGUAUUAUAUGUAGCUGAAGCUUUAAUAUUGCAGCUUCCUCGUGUACGUUGUCUACGCUUUCAAUGCUGGUGUUCCUAUAGUUUUUCUUUGUUCUUUCGCUCUCCCUCUCACUUCCUUCUUAAGUUAAGCCUUAAUGUAUUGCACUCAUAGGGUGCAUGGUACGAGAAUAAUUUAUGGGGUAAAAACAAAUUGGUGGGUCUUUAUAAGACAUUCUCGUUUGGUGCCCUCAUCAGUCUAGCCAGCUGAUAUUAAAGAGAAACGCUUUUUGUGUGUUCUAUAUAUGUAUAUAUAUAUAUUAUAUAUAUAUAUAUAGCACAUGCUGCCUAGCGCCACUUCUGCCCAGUCAUGGGCACCAGUGCUGGAUGGAGGAUCUCGUAUUCCCUUUGUGCUUUGAUCUGUGUAGAGUUUAGACUAUGUCAAAUAAAGAAUGCGAUUGAAA